CCUAGAGGGGUUAGGAUUGGUGCACAUCAAAUGCAGAUUAGUGUUCGUUCAGUACUUGAGGCUCAUUCUGAAGAUUGAAAUUAAAUACCCAGAGCUCACACGGGGGUUUGCGGUUCCAUAUUCACCUCUGGGAUUCGGAGCUGUGCAUCUAGAAAGAGGAUGCAGGAGUUUUCGAGUCAUUGGGUUGGAGACUUCAGGUUUUUGAGGUUUGGGGUCAGAGAAGGGGGUCCGUUGAGUUCGCGAGUUUACAGAAUUUGUUCAUGGCCAAGGGGAAGUCAUUAGCGAUAAAAGGGUGGGUGCAUGUUUUUGAAGGCAACUGAUUUUCUGAAUUGGGAAGACAUUUGUGGUGGGAGACAGGACUGUACUGAACUUCUGAGUUUCCAUCUGAGUGCAAUUCUUCCGUUGGCGUUUGAGGUUUAGGUAGCAAUCUCCAUCAUGCUCAAAGCUGUGAUCCUCAUUGGAGGCCCUCAAAAGGGCACCCGCUUCAGGCCUUUGUCUUUUGAGGUGCCCAAACCACUGUUUCCUGUGGCGGGCGUCCCUAUGAUCCAGCACCAUAUAGAAGCCUGUGCCCAGGUCCCUGGAAUGCAGGAGAUUCUGCUCCUUGGCUUCUACCAGCCUGAUGAGGCCCUCACCCAGUUCCUAGAGGCUGCCCAGCAGGAGUUUAACCUUCCAGUCAGGUACCUGCAGGAGUUUGCUCCCCUCGGCACAGGGGGUGGUCUCUACCAUUUUCGGGACCAGAUCCUGGCGGGGGCACCUGAGGCGUUCUUCGUGCUCAACGCCGAUGUCUGCUCUGACUUCCCCUUGAAUGCUAUGUUGGAAGCUCACAGACACCAGCGCCACCCUUUUUUACUCCUCGGCACCACAGCUAACAGGACACAGUCCCUCAACUACGGCUGCAUUGUUGAGAACCCGCAGACACAUGAGGUCCUGCACUAUGUGGAGAAACCUAGCACCUUUAUCAGUGACAUCAUCAACUGUGGCAUCUACCUUUUCUCCCCAGAAGCCCUGAAGCCUCUUCGGGAUGUUUUCCAACGGAAUCAGCAGGAUAGGCAACUCUGCCUUGCUCUGGGAGAGGAAUCUCCAGGCUCAUGGCCUGGGGCAGGGACCAUCCGACUGGAGCAGGAUGUGUUCUCAGCCCUGGCUGGGCAGGGCCAAAUCUACGUGCACCUCACCGAGGGCAUCUGGAGCCAGAUCAAGUCUGCAGGCUCAGCCCUCUAUGCCUCCCGCCUCUAUCUGAGCCGAUACCAGAUCACUCACCCAGAACGGCUGGCCAAACACACUCCAGGGGGCCCACGAAUCAGAGGAAAUGUCUACAUCCAUCCAACUGCUAAAGUGGCCCCAUCAGCUGUGCUGGGCCCCAAUGUCUCCAUUGGGAAGGGGGUGACUUUGGGCGAGGGUGUACGUCUGAGAGAGAGCAUUGUCCUCCAUGGAGCCACUUUGCAGGAGCACACCUGUGUCCUUCACAGCAUCGUGGGCUGGGGGAGCACUGUGGGGCGCUGGGCCCGCGUAGAGGGGACUCCCAAUGACCCCAACCCCAAUGAUCCCCGAGCCCGCAUGGACAGUGAGAGUCUCUUCAAGGAUGGAAAGCUACUUCCUGCCAUUACUAUCCUGGGCUGCCGUGUCCGGAUCCCUGCUGAGGUGCUCAUCUUGAACUCGAUUGUUCUGCCACACAAGGAGCUAAGUCGAAGCUUCACCAACCAAAUCAUCCUGUGAGGGUGCUGCCUAAAGGCCCCCAGGACUCCUGCUCACCUUCCUCUGGGCUGCUGCCUGCCUGGCCAGCUCUGUCCAGAAUGGAUCUGAGGAAACCACACAGAAUCUUGCCUUGCAGGGAGCCACGUGUGUGGCCGGGGACGUCUGGCCUCCCUCUCCACUCCCAAAUAAACCCCUAUGAACCUUG
This is a messenger RNA of Onychomys torridus (southern grasshopper mouse), 1897 nucleotides long. RefSeq names its product GDP-mannose pyrophosphorylase A (gene Gmppa). Gene Ontology annotation, biological process: biosynthetic process. Gene Ontology annotation, molecular function: transferase activity. Bases 436 to 1713 code for a protein of 425 amino acids. Lineage: Eukaryota; Metazoa; Chordata; Mammalia; Rodentia; Cricetidae. Gene Ontology annotation, cellular component: cytoplasm. The record is from RefSeq and is a predicted model, not a curated record. The transcript is spliced from 13 exons.